Messenger RNA from Glossina fuscipes, 1263 nucleotides. RefSeq lists its product as uncharacterized. The coding region runs from base 1 to 1263 and encodes 420 amino acids. The transcript has a single exon. The record is from RefSeq and is a predicted model, not a curated record. Lineage: Eukaryota; Metazoa; Arthropoda; Insecta; Diptera; Glossinidae.
AUGGCCAUACUGACGGGCUUCAAUUUAACCGAUACUCAAAAAGUUUGCCAACCCCACUUGUCCUGGGGCUUAAGUAACUGCUCAACGCUAUUUAAAACGCUUCGGCAACAAGGAUUUACAACCGCCUUUGCCGAAGACGAAUGCGAUAUAAAUACAUUUAAUUUUGGCAAGGCUGGAUUUCGCCAUGAGCCCACAGAUUAUUAUCAACGUCCCUUACUCUUAGCCAUGGAAGAUAGAUUAAUGUAUCUGAAACGUUAUGGUAGCCGUUUUUGUGUAGGCCAUAAGCGAUAUGCCGAAUACAUUUACGAUUUUGGCCUGGAAUUUGCUGAACGCUAUCUGGGCAAAACUAUAUUUGGUCUUUUCUGGAUUAAUAGCGUUAGUCAUAAUAGCUGGCGUGGUCCAUUAGCAAUCGAAGAACGAAUACUCGGCUAUUUGCAAGAGCUUCAUACCAAACGUAUAUUAGAACAUAAUGUGGUGGUAUUCUUUAGCGAUCACGGCAGUCGUUGGGGCUAUUUACGUAAUCGUAAGAGUGGCUUUAUUGAAGAACGUUUACCUAUGUUCUUUAUAUGGCUACCGAAAUGGUUUAAGAAAUGUUACCCGGAGGCCGGUGCUGCCUUAAAACAGAAUAAGCAUCGUUUAACCAGUCCCUACGAUUUUCAUGCUACGUUAAAACAUUUAAGUGUUCUAGCGCAAGGAAAGGGUUUUUCUACGUUGCAGAAAAUGCCGGCGCCUCAAGGCUGCGUCACCUGUCAAUCUCUUUUAAAAUCGAUUCCUGUAGAUCGUUCAUGUUCUCAAGCCGGAAUAGAAGAUUAUUGGUGUACCUGUACUCCAUUUUAUAGCGUUGAUACGAAAUCUUAUCAAGUUCGUGAAAUCUCUGAAACGCUAAUUCAUCACAUAAACACAUUUCUAAAGUUAAAAAAUUUUACCAAUUUAUGUAGAGAACUGACCUUGAAAACCGUAGAGGCGGCAAAUAUAAAAAUGAAUAUAAAGAGUGUAAAUCAUACUGAUUAUAAAAGGACGACAUAUCGUAUCACUUUUACCGUUUAUCCAAGCGAUGCUAAGUUCGAUGCCAGCUAUCAUCUGAAUUAUGAAACUAAGGGGACCGAAAUUAAUAUCGAGACCAUAAGUCGUUUAAAUAGCUAUGCUAAAGACUCGCAAUGCGUGAACGAUGUUAUAGCUAAAAAAUUUUGCAUAUGCAGCGAUAGUAUUGGAACUGCUGAUGGAAACUUUCCAGUUAAUAAAACUUUGUUGUACUCUCAUUAG